This is a messenger RNA of Zingiber officinale, 2322 nucleotides long. Its product is annotated as pentatricopeptide repeat-containing protein At5g39980, chloroplastic-like. Bases 89 to 2086 code for a protein of 665 amino acids. The transcript has a single exon. Gene Ontology annotation, molecular function: protein binding. Lineage: Eukaryota; Viridiplantae; Streptophyta; Magnoliopsida; Zingiberales; Zingiberaceae. The record is from RefSeq and is a predicted model, not a curated record.
UUGAGGGGCUAAAUUGAAAAAUUACCGGACUGGGCAAACCGGAAUCGAUUCGAUAAACGAUGGAUGGUCCGGACCUCGCGGACCGGAAAUGGCGGCUUGCCCUGCUCUGUUUCCUCACCACCAUCCUCAUCCUCUGCGCUAUCCUCGUACGCCCUCCACAACACCUCGCCUUUCUCCUCCUCCUCCCUACUACUCUCGUGUCUCUUCCGCCUCCGCCCUCUCCACUGCCACCACCGCCCGAGACGUAUGGCGCAACCCCGACCUCCAUCCCCGCCGCCGUCGCAGCGGCCGCCCCGACUACAUCGACCGAACAGUGGACAUGGCUUCCCUCCUCCUCCAACUCAGCCAGACCACCUCGCCGGAGGAGCUCCACGCCGUCAUGUCCCCUUACCUCGGGGACCGAUCCGGAGAACACCGCCUCUCUCCCCGCUUCAUGGUCUCCCUCCUCUCCCGCGAGCCCGACCACCGCCGCUCCCUCGCCCUCCUUGACUGGAUGCUCGAAGCCGCUGACUACCCGCCCUCCGUCUUCGCCUUCAACGUCGUCCUCCGCAACGUCGCCCGCGCCGAGCAGUUUCCGCUCGCUCUCGGCCUCCUCCACGAGAUGCGCCGCCUCCGCCGCCCCUCGCCUGAUCCCGUGACCUAUUCCACUAUCCUCGCGGCCCUAGCUCGCGCCGGCAAGCUCGACGCCGCCCUCUCGCUCCUCCCUCUCAUGGACGCCGACUCCAUUGUCCCAGACCUGCCCCUUUUCACCACGCUGAUGACGUUAGCCCUACGCCUCGGCGAUCAUGCGAAGGCCCUCGCGCUCUUCACCCGCCUCCGCGCCGCCGGGCUCAACCCCGAUAUCAGGGCCUUCAACGCCGCCCUCCACGGCCUCACUCUCGCUGGCCUUCUCCGCGAGGCUCGCGUCCUCCUCCUCGUCGACAUGUCCGCCGCCGGCGUUGCGCCCGACGCCAUCUCUUUCUCCACCGUUCUCGCUGCCCUCGUCCGCCGCCGCCGCUUCCUCCAGGCGCUCUCCCUCUUCUCCGAGAUGCGGACCCGCCACGUGGCCCCUGACCUCACCGCCUGCAACAUCAUGCUCGACGCGUACGGGCAGCUCGACAUGGCAAAGGAGGCGGAUCGCCUCUUCUGGAGCAUGCGGCGGAUUGGGGUCGAACCCGGCAUCGUCACCUACAACACCAUGCUUCGCGUCUACGGCGACGCAGAGCUCUUCGGCGAGGCAAUCCACCUCUUCCGCCUCAUGCAGCGUAAGGACAUCGAGCAGAACGUGGUGACCUACAACACCAUGAUCAAGAUCUACGGCAAAACUCUAGAGCACGAGAAAGCUGGCAACUUGGUCCAAGAAAUGCAAAAGAAGGGAAUCGAGCCCAAUGCCAUCACAUACUCCACCAUCAUCUCCAUCUGGGGCAAGGCCGGCAAGCUCGAUCGGGCUGCAAAACUCUUCCAGAAGCUGAGGAGCUCAGGAGUCGAAAUCGAUCCCGUAUUGUAUCAAACAAUAAUCGUGGUAUACGAAAGGGCUGGCCUCGUCGGGCACGCAAGGCGUUUGCUCCAUGACCUCAAACACCCGGAGAACAUCUCCAAGGAGACGGCCGUCAAGAUACUCGCCAACGCCGGCCGUGUGGAGGAGGCUGCUUGGCUAUUCAGGCAAGCAACCGACGCCGGGGAGGUCAAGGAUAUCUCUGUUUUCCAGUGCAUGAUCGACUUAUUCUCCAGGAACAGGAAGCACACCAACGUGAUAGAGGUCUUCGAGAAGAUGAGAUCAGUGGGUUACUUUCCCGACUCUGAGAUGAUUGCAACAGUUCUAAAUGCUUACGGGAAGUUGCAGGAGUUCGACAGGGCUGACGCCGUUUACCAGGAGAUGAAGGAAGAAGGUUGUGUUUUCUCAGACAGGGUGCACUUCCAGAUGAUGAGCCUCCUGGGCGCCCGGAGAGAUUUUGCAGGUUUGGAAGCGUUGCUCGAAAGGCUGAAGGAUGACCCGAAUAUCGACAAGAAAGAGUUGCAUCUGGUGGCAGCGAGUGCGUACGAGAGAGCUAACAAGCUUUCUGAGGCAUCUCGAAUCAUCACAGAGAUAAGAAAUUUGGAUCUUUAGCAUUAAUUAAAUAGAAACAUGAUUCGCUUUGGCGCUUGAAGAUUAUGAGAGUGUUGGAUAGGUUUGACAUAAUCUUCAUUCGCUGAGGGUUUGGAGGAAAAUCAUGAGGGCAAACACCAGGGAACAUCAUUCAUGCACAGUUUAUUACAAACCUACACCCUUACAAAUGCCCCAGCGUGAAGGAUGUUUCAUUUAGCAAGUUUGAAGAAAUAAAAACGCACAGAAGUGUUUUAGCA